This is a messenger RNA of Talaromyces proteolyticus, 2252 nucleotides long. RefSeq names its product Prefoldin subunit-domain-containing protein. Gene Ontology annotation, molecular function: transcription corepressor activity; chromatin binding; phosphatase inhibitor activity. The coding region runs from base 44 to 1864 and encodes 606 amino acids. The transcript has a single exon. The record is from RefSeq and is a predicted model, not a curated record. NCBI's taxonomy places the organism in Eukaryota, Fungi, Ascomycota, Eurotiomycetes, Eurotiales, Trichocomaceae. Gene Ontology annotation, biological process: negative regulation of transcription by RNA polymerase II; negative regulation of phosphatase activity.
UUUCGCUACACAUUCUUUCAACCCUCACGCUUAGAGGAAUACGAUGGCGGCUGCUAAAGACUCUCUAGCUGGAAUCGAGCGCCAGCGCCUUGAACUUGAGGAGAAUGUACGAAAGCUACGACAGUCUCUCUACGACUGGCGGAUCAGAGAAGCCGAAUACGACGAGCUGAAAGAAGGAGUUGAAUCGCUGGGGCAGGACUGCACUAAAGAUGAUAUUUUGCAACUUGGAAAACACUUCGAAGGAAUAGUCGUGGACGAGAAGGAAGUCAAAGCCCUUGUUGGUGAAUACACCGCCAUUGUUCGAUCCAGAGAUCAUGUCAUUCAACAGAUCUCCAGAAGGCUGGAUUACGUGAAGCAGAACAUCUCGACUUUGGAAAGGCGGUUGGAGUCUGUGGAGGCCAACUUGGAUAAAAUUUUGUCGGUUGAACGGCCUGGUCCGAAUGCGGCUGAAGAACGGUACGCGGUUACUGAGAUUUUUGAGGAGCUGGAUGAAGAUGGAAAUGUUAUAUCGAGCAAAUUAUCAGCCCCAGGGGAUCGUACCCCUGAUAUUAUUGAAGUGCUCAAGAAGGCAGGGGUUGAAGUUCCACAGGAUUCGAAGGAUAAGCAAGCUAGCACGGUGGACCAGAUUGAAGAAGUCAACAACCAGCAAAAGGACCAAGCUUCUCAAAUCCGAGACACCAUGAAUUCAGAACCAGCAGAAUCGAAGGUUGUCCAUGACACCGUGGAUUCAAAGAAUAUCGAAUCCGACGACUCUGAUCCAGAAUCGCCUAUUGCCGAAGUCGACGAGCCCGUUGAAGAUGCGAGGCUUCGUCGAGAGAUGUUGGAAUACAGCUUUCACGAAGUUGGCAAGGUUGUUGCGGAGCUCGAGAUGGAUGAAGAAGGUAGCGACUUUUCCUACGAUGACAAUGAUUACGACGAUGACGAGUUGGGCGAUGAGGAAGAAGAUGAGCAUGGGCGCACCACGACUCGCGUUCUUAGCGAAGAAUAUCAUCAACAGAUGAAGGAAUUGCAGAAGAAGCUCGAAGCCGGUGGUUUUGUCAACUUAGGACCAGCUAAAAACCCCCCUGCUGAAACGAUCGAGGCAAACGAAAAACCCAGUAAUAUGAAAGCCGUGUCAGUAAAGAAAGAAGACAAUGAUGAGACAAAGCCUGCGCCAAAGAAGGUGAAGAAGAAGGUGGCAUUUGCCAAUGAGCUUGACAUUGCUCACGAACCAACACCAAUCCCACCACCACCAAAGGCCGAACGAAAAAUUGAGCCUGUGAAACCGGAGACAACACCUCUUUCUGAAUCUGUUGUCGAGCGAAAAUCUUCCAAAUCAGAAGCCAAUGGAACUUCUGCGCCAUCCGGUACCGCACCGAAAAAGACAUCCAGGUUCAAAUCUGCUAGAAACGGUGGUUUUCCAACUCCUGGAGAUUCCAGUAGUCUAGGACUGGGUAUGAAGCCCUCUACUGUCAAACGGACAGACAUACCUUCAACACCCUCACCACUUCCAUUAUUCCCCGCCACACCCAAGGAACCAAAGCCAUUCUCUCAGCCAAUUGUAGCAAAUGACAUAUUCGCCAAUCCCACCCCAACAAUGCGCGGUGAGCCUCGGCCUCCCGAAGGCAAAACACUUGCAGACAAUCUCGUCGAACGACCAGCCAUUAACAAAGACAACAUUCUCCCUCCAGAACCUGACGAUAUAGAUGAAGACAUACAUCGCAAGGAAGUGGCAUCUGAGUUCUACCGUCUUCGCAAUCGCAAAAUCCAACAGAAGGGCGGAUUCCUGAAUGAAGACGAUGGCAACGAACUCUACGAACUUGAUGAGAAUGAUCAACCAAAGAAACGCGUCAGCAAAUUCAAGGCGGCGAGAGUACGACCUUGAUUCGAGUAGUUUAUAAGCACGAUCUCAAUAAAUUAUUGAACAAGAAAAUCAACGUGUAUUAUUUCCUGGGCUAUCACUUUUGUAGUUCACACCAAAUCAGGAGCUUUUAUGUAUUGAGUGAGCUUGUCUUUAGAUGGGUGACACUCAUACCUAACGUGAUUUGACUCAAGUUCCAUGUCUUGAUCACUAUAAAAGUUCCAAGAUUGACAUAAACAGAAGGCUCUCUGACGGCGCCAUAACUCUCUAUUACGGAGACCAUGGAGGCGUGGUACGUUUCACCUUCUACAUUCAUUCAUACAUACGUACGUGUAACAUUUGGAACCACACGGAAGUAUUGAUUGAUAUCAGGAGAUUAACCAUCAAUACAUGUAUUUAUCAUUAAUAGAGA